GAAGAUGGCGCCGUCGGGCCCGGGCCCGGUCCGGGCGAGGCGUCGGUGCCGUCGGGCGCUGUAUUGGGUCCCGGUGGCGUUCAUCUGCCUUCUCCUCGGAUGGUCCUACUACGCCUACGUCGUCGAGCUGGGCCUGGUAUCCAUGGGAAAUGUUGGAGAAAAAGUUGUGUGCCUGAUAGCUUAUCACCUGUUUUUCAUGCUGUUUGUGUGGUCAUACUGGAAAACUAUCUUCACGCUACCAAUGAAUCCCUCAAAGGAGUUCCAUCUGUCCUACGCAGAUAAAGACCUGCUGGAUAGAGAGUCGAGGGGCGAAGGCCAGCAGGAGGUUCUGAGGCGUGCAGCCAGGGACCUCCCUAUCUACACCAGGACGAUGUCUGGAGCAAUCCGUUACUGUGACAGAUGCCAACUGGUAAAACCAGAUCGCUGCCAUCACUGUUCCGUAUGUGAUAAGUGUAUUUUGAAAAUGGAUCAUCAUUGUCCUUGGGUGAACAACUGUGUUGGCUUCUCAAAUUACAAAUUUUUCCUCCUUUUCUUGGCUUAUUCUCUGCUGUACUGCCUUUUUAUUGCUGCUACGGACUUGCAGUAUUUUAUCAAAUUUUGGACAAAUGACCUUCCAGAUACACAAGCCAAGUUCCACAUCAUGUUUUUAUUCUUCGCUGCAGCCAUGUUUUCGGUCAGUUUGUCAUCUCUCUUUGGCUACCACUGCUGGCUGGUCAGCAAAAAUAAAUCUACUCUAGAAGCAUUCCGAGCACCCGCGUUUCGGCACGGCACGGACAAGAACGGCUUCAGUUUGGGCUUUAGCAAGAACAUGCGACAGGUGUUCGGGGACGAGAAGAAGUACUGGUUGCUGCCUGUUUUUUCAAGUCUAGGAGAUGGCUGCUCCUUCCCAACCUGUCUCGUGAACCAGGACCCCGAACAGCCUUCCACACCCGCGGCGCUGACUUCCACGUCUAGAAAGUCACACCGCUCUAGCAAGCCAAGAUGCGUCACUUCUGCUGAUGUCAAUGGAGUCCACAGAUGUGCUCCAUCAGCUCAGGCUGGCCGCGGAAGGGUUAGCCCUGAAAGCCACCAUUUUCCUGCAAAGCCUUUAAGAGAGUCCCAGAGCCACCUUCUCACCGACACUCAGUCUUGGGCCGAAAGCAGUACGAGCUCCGAUAUGGGCACAGUUGGUAUGAACAAUCCUGCGCUAACCAUGGAAAACGAGACCUAGUCGUACUUCCGGUAAACCCCCGAAUGCUAAGAACUUCCAGCUCCACCCAGCACUAGGGUUCCUGAGCUCCAGUUUGGUGGUGGUGGAAGCAUCCCAAUUAUAGUUAGAUUUGGCACGACGACCACCCUGGGACCAAUGGCUUGGCGUUUGUCUUUAGCAUUUGGCCUCAAAGGGCAUGUUUUUGGAGGUGUUUCAUCACUGGCAUUCAGCUUUCCCCCUCCUCCUUAUCCAACUGCACCAGAGGAGCGGUCGGUUGUUCUGAGCGACGCUGGAGCGGCAGCCCGUUCCGGGCUCUCCUGGCCGCCGCUGCAUGUGUCCCGGAAGCCCGGGAAUUUGCCUCACGGAUUGCUGGGCGCUGGAAGAAGAGGAAUUUUGACCUUUUUUUUCCGCUGGGCCCGAGGUUUCCCAAGCUCGGGGAUUUGUCAAGUACCCAAAAGGCCCAAAUGUUAAAACUCUGAAGUAAAGCUAAAUAAUGAGAAUUCAGUGGCCUUUUUUAGUUCCAAAAUCAAAAGAGAGGAUUAGUAUCCCAAGUGGAAAAAUGUGAUUUGCCCCCGCAUGCGAUCUACUGCGAAUGUGGCUUUGGCUACAUUGAUCUUUGCACAUCUCACCAGAAGCCCAGGGGAUAGAUGCCAUAAAAUGCACUAAUGGGUCACCCCACUGAUCGGUAUUCUAUGUGUCGAAGCAAUGUGACUUGAUUAGUUUUGUUGACCUCAAGCUCGAGAGAUGUCAGUGACCCACUUUGUAUAAGUGAUUUGUUUCCACCCACCUUCAACGGCCCCUUCAUUGGGGGCUUUUGCCUGUAAGCUGACACCCAUUUUUUUUUCUCUAAAGGAUGUAUUUGGUGCACUUUUUGAAUGCUAGCUCAUUGUCGGCUAUCGUGCGAACCCCAGGAUUUGAGCCUUUAAAUGGUAAUCAAAGAAAUUCUGCAACCAGAAGACAUUUUUGUUGCAUAGCAAAGUCCAGUCAAUGAAUUGGGUUGCACUUCAGUGACAUUUGCUUGCCAUUUUAAAAUUGCCUUAAUGAGAAUUUCCCUUCUCUGCAAAGAAAACAGAUUCUUAGAAAUCCCAGUGAGCUCCCGGUUAAACGGCAGCUGUGGAUGUCCUGAGAAGAGACUCUCCAUGGCAGGUCUGCCGCUGCUGGCCAUGCAGGCGUGGCGGCGAUGAUUUAUAAAGAAAGGGUCCAGCAUUAGAUUGGCUGUGGGAGCCGACAGCCGAGUUAGAGACGGGUAAGCGUGAUGGGGAACCGGACUGGACCGCUGCGAGGAGGCUGAGGUGGGCCCCGGGGUUUGUCUGCCCACCCCGCCGCCAUCAUGCUGCAAACCGACUGAAAUGUCCAGGGGCCAAAUGGAAAAGAAACAUCGGAGAAAAUCUGACUUGGGCUUCUCAAAAAUCUGCCCUCUGGGCAAGACCAGAGUCUCCUUUGGGACAGGGACGGUAUUCUGCCCAGCUGUGGCAGGACAGAAAAUCUUGGAGCUGAGGUUUGUCGUUCACGUGUUCUGCUUCCUUCAAAUACACCCCCGCCAUUCCUGCCCUCUCUGCCUUGUGUCAGCAUUUCAGCAAAUCCAGCCCCCGAUUAUGGGAUGAGGCUUCUCUCCACCCCAGCGCAGGAAGGCAGGGGACGGGUCAUGAAAAGAAAUCAAUUUUAAAUGCAAAGUCUCUCACAACCACAAAACCCUCAGAAGGUAGCUUUUUUAUGAUAUUUGUUAAACGCUUACUAUGUGUCAAACACUGUUCUAAGCACUGGGGUAGAUACAAGUACAUCAGGUUGGACACAGCCCGUGUCCCACAUGAGGCUCAAAGUCUAAGCAGGAGGGAGACCAGAGCAGGAAUUCUGCACUAUUUCCUUUGGGAACUGCUGGAAGACGGCAACGGAUUGGACCAAACUGUUGCCCAAAUGGCCGUCGCCCGGUGGUAUCCAGGUGCUGCAGCCGCCGGCUACUCUUCAUCCCCUUCUCAUUCUGCAACGGCUCUCUCCCGUGUAAGACAGGCAGCAUCAAAAUCACUCGCCCUUUCCAGCGCUGUCCUUGGCCAACAUCCAGACCUCUGGCCAUCCUCCGGACAAAGCGUAUCCUCGUUUGGUUUGGACGGUGUUUUGACCCCCAGCGAUUUGCUUGCGAGGCGUUGCACACUUUACCGAUGAUGUUGGCAGCAACGUCCGUAUCUGCUAUUUCAAAUGUAAUUCUGACCGCUGGCCCCGAGCUGGAACGGGCCCCCGCCGGCCAGCGCUCCCGGUCCGGCUGGGUCCGGGGAGAGGGCGGACCUCUGGGCCUGGGUCUGGAUGAGGGCUGGUCCUUUGGGCAGUUAACUUUCUUGGACAAGUUUCCCGGUUUCACCAGAGAGCGGGUGAAGCAGAAAAGUGAGUUCAACUUGAUGCCUUUCAGAGCGAAACUUGAACCAUGUAGUGGCAGGGCAGCCGCAGGGUGGGCCAAGGGGCCGGACGCCGACACGGAAGGGGUUGCUCGGGAUGGAAGGAGCCGCUCUGGCCAGCGCCAGCAGCUUCCCGCCGGUCUGUGUGGGUGGUGAGAAUCGGCAAAGGGUUUGGUGGGGCUCAGAGAGUCACGUUCUGUCUCCUGAAGAAAUCCAAACGUGACCCUUGUGAGGGGCACCCGUGGGUCUACAGGCCGUGCUGGGGUCCGCCGGGCACUCGCCGGGAGGCUGAGGUGUCUGCCGUUUCAGUGAGACCCUUUCUCCCCACACUCCACCCCCCAAACCAAGACCCCAGGGCCCAGGUACGACAAAGCACCCCACCGGGACGACUCCAGCAGCUCCCCGGCUCCUUGGUCCGCACCCCCUACUGCAGGCGGAUUGGGUCGUUAAGGAUGGCGCCGCUCCGGGACCACGCGAGGGACGCUGCCCGUUGUUGCCGGUGACAUUGCGCAGAGCCUGGAGCUUGUAGCUUUGAUGUUCUGUUUGUAUUCCGUAAACAGUAUCAGUAUUUUUGUAUUGUUGACUUGCAGCCGGAAAAAGUAUUCUAUAAAGUCAUUUAUCGUA
This is a messenger RNA of Tachyglossus aculeatus (Australian echidna), 4200 nucleotides long. RefSeq names its product zinc finger DHHC-type palmitoyltransferase 2 (gene ZDHHC2). Gene Ontology annotation, molecular function: protein-cysteine S-palmitoyltransferase activity. The record is from RefSeq and is a predicted model, not a curated record. Gene Ontology annotation, cellular component: Golgi apparatus; endoplasmic reticulum. The coding region runs from base 5 to 1210 and encodes 401 amino acids. NCBI's taxonomy places the organism in Eukaryota, Metazoa, Chordata, Mammalia, Monotremata, Tachyglossidae. The transcript has 14 exons. Gene Ontology annotation, biological process: protein targeting to membrane; peptidyl-L-cysteine S-palmitoylation.